AUGCCUCCAACAGGAGGACUGACUACCGAAGGUACAACUGGCGAAGACGGACUGCCGCGACAGAGCGCAAAAUCACUUGGUGUGCCGUCUCCUAGCGUAUUACCUUCUAACCCUAAUCCUAACGUAUCACCUGAGUCGUCAGAAAAACAGCUUGCAAUGCAGCAGCCUACGAUGCAACCAUCAAUGACUCCGCCUUCGGUUCAGUCUUCAGUGAUGCAGCCAUCAGUGCAGCAACCUACGCUGCCAUCGUUAGCGCAGCAAUCUUCCACUCAGUCGUUAGUACCUCCACUUCAGCAAAUUUCCCUGCAGAAUCCUCAAAUGCAGUGUCUCCGGGUGCAAUUUCCGCCGAUGCCGCAGAAUUCAACGCAGCAUCAGUCGUCUCAGCAUCUACCGGUAAUGCAGGUUCCAAGGCAGCCUGCUUCGGUGCAGAAGAUUCCAGCGCAGCAGCUUCCGGUACAGUCCACUCCGUGGCAACCUUAUCAGGUGCAACGAUCUCCAGUGCAGUAUCCACAUGUGCAGCAACCACCAGCGCAGUAUCCACAGGUGCAGUGUCAUCCGAUGAUGCAGUAUUCAGUUCAGGAUUUACCUAUGCGACAAUCCCAUAUACAGCAACCUCCGAUGCAGCAGCAUCCACUGUACUAUCUUCCUAUACAGCCGCCCCCAGCGCAGUACCCGCAAACGCAGCAGUCGACGAUCCAGCCUGAAGCACAAUUUGCACCGAUGCAGCAGUCAACGUAUCAGUCUCCUUUACAGCCGCUUCAAGCGCAAACUCCACCCACGCAGCAGUUUCUGAUGCAGCAGCCUUCAACUAAUAAUCCUCCGAGCUCUUGGGAAGAACCACCACCAGAUUGGAACCAGGACGAGGGAGAGUCGAUACCUACUCCACGACAACUUACAUCACGUCAAUCUUUGGCGCGCGAUCUUCCGACGUUCUCAGGCGAUCCAGCCGAAUGGCCGAUAUUUAUGUCCAAUUUUGAGUAUACGACGACGACAUGCGGUUACACUCACGGGGAGAACAUGGUUCGGCUCCAAAGAUGCCUGAGAGGCCGUGCACUGGAGAGCGUUCGAAGUCGUCUUGUAUUUCCGGCAGCAGUACCGCAGGUGAUAGAGACUCUACGAAUGAGAUAUGGGCGACCAGAGUUGCUUAUCAACGCUUUGCUGCAGAAAGUUAGAGCUAUGCCCGCCCCUCGAAGAGAUAAGCUUGAGGCUCUUAUCGAAUACGGGAUGGUCGUUCAAGAGCUGUGCGAUCAUAUUGAAGCAGCUAACGAGAGAGCGCAUUUGGCGAAUCCUACCCUACUACAGGAACUCGUCGGAAAGUUGCCUGCGGAUCAGAAAUUGAUGUGGGCCGGCUACAAGCGAGGACGUGCUGUAGUUGAUUUGAAAACCUUCAGUGACUAUAUGACUGGGGUGAUGCAAGACGCUUCAAGCGUAGUGCUGUAUGAAUCGGACCCACGAAAGAACACCGCAAGAGAGAAAUCGAAAGUGUACGUCAAUUCACAUAAGGCCGACGAGACAGCCACUACAACGACAACCCAGCUUAAGACCAGUAGGUGUUUACAUUGCGAGAAAGAAGGUCACAAGCUUCGCGAGUGCCAAGCGUUUAGAGCGCUCUCAAUCGAUGAUCGAUGGCGACGGGUUAGGGCACUAACCUUGUGUCAAAUUUGUCUGUAUGGACACGGCAGAAGAGCAUGCCGUAUUAGCAGCAAGUGCAACGUAAACGGUUGUCAGUUCAAACACCAUCCAUUGCUGCACGGGAAAGCAACGACACCAGUAACGCAAUUAGCGAAUAUCAAUACCCAUCGGCCCCAGGAUUCCGGUGUUUUGUUCCGGAUCUUACCCGUGACGUUGUACGGGAAGUCGGGCCAGGUCAACACCUUUGCUUUUUUGGACGAGGGGUCAUCAUUAACCCUGGUCGAGGGCGGUCUGGUAGCGCAGCUUGGCAUAGCAGGAGACUCGCAACCACUUUGUCUGAGGUGGACCGGAAAUACGUCGAGAGUAGAGAAGAAUUCAAAGACGGUGACGAUUACUGUUUCGGGAUUGGAACCACAGCGUCGUUACCAAUUAGUGAAUGCCCGUACGGUACAGAAUUUGGACUUACCGAUGCAAUCCUUCGAUGUAGAGAGGGCAACAAAGAGGUUUGCUCACCUGAGGCAGUUGCCGAUUCAAAGCUACCAUAACGCUAGACCAGCAAUUCUCAUCGGGUUAGACAACCUGAAGCUGGCAGUGCCGUUGAAGACGAGAGAGGGAGAUGGAUCCGGACCGAUCGCUGCCAAAACGCGAUUAGGAUGGUGUGUCUACGGACGUCAAGGUUCGCAGGUCAACGAAGGAUUCAGCUUCCAUAUCUGCGGCUGCAACAGGGACGACGAGCUACAUGAAGCUGUUAAACAGUUCUUUGCUGUGGAGGAGAGUGGAGUAAGGCAGCUUGGGGACUGUCUCAGCGCGGAAGAACAGCGAGCUCAAGAAAUGCUGGAAAAAACGACGAAGCGUAUCGGCCGACACUACGAAACAGGUUUACUGUGGACGGAAGAAGAAAUAGAGUUACCUGACAGCUACGGUAUGGCAUUGCAAAGGCAUCAGUGUCUACAACGAAGGAUGGACCGCAACCCAGCUCUACGUGAGAAUAUCAGUCGUCAAAUAAAAGAGUACGUAGAAAAGGGUUAUGCACAUAGAGCGACGCCGGCCGAAUUGGAGAAUGCGAACCCCAGGAAAGCUUGGUUUUUACCAUUGGGAGCAGUUACGAACCCAAACAAACCUGGAAAGGUGCGACUCAUCUGGGAUGCAGCGGCGAAGGCCUCCGGUGUAUCACUGAACAGUGUACUGCUGAAAGGACCGGACCAGCUUACCCUCUUACCCGCUGUACUUUUCCGCUUUCGUCUGUACUAUAUUGCUGUUAGUGCAGACAUAGAACAAAUGUUCCACCAAUUGGGUAUAAUACAGGAUGACAAAAACUCAUUACGCUUUCUGUGGAGCGAUACUGCGGAUGGGCCGGUCCAAAUCUACCUGAUGGACGUUGCGACGUUCGGUGCUACGUGCUCACCUGCUUCGGCGCAGUACGUCAAAAACGUGAAUGCCCAGGAACACAUCAUGCAAUACCCAAGAGCUGUCGAAGGAAUUUUAAAGAGCCACUAUGUCGACGAUUACCUCGACAGUUUCGGCACCGAAACGCAAGCGGUGAAGGUUUCGGCAGAAGUACGGCUGAUUCAUCACAACGGAGGAUUCCAUCUACGAAACUGGAGAUCAAACAGUGAAAGGGUCCUAACGGAACUCGGAGAACCAGCGGUAAUAGACAGCAAGAACCUUAACCUAGAUUGCGGCGAACAAGUGGAUCGCGUGCUUGGAAUGCUGUGGACCUCAAGCUCUGACGAAUUGAGCUUCUCCACCCGUAUGAGCGAUGAAGUUACGAACCUUCUGCACCAUGACACCCGGCCGACGAAACGUCAGGUACUACGGUGCUUAUCGCUUAUCCAAGAAUUGUGGCGAGCUGGAACGCAGUGGGAUGAAACAGUAAGCGAUGAAGUGUUCGAAAACUGGAACCGCUGGACAAGGAUGAUAGAGUUCAUUUCAACAUUGAGAAUACCCAGAUGUUAUUUUCCCCGAGCCACAGAAGACACGUAUGAGGAUGCUCAGCUUCACGUAUUUGUCGAUGCAAGUGAGAUUGCUUAUUCGUGUGCAGCUUAUAUCCGAACGACCGUAGGCGACUGUGUGUUAGUUUCCGGAAAAUCCAAGGUAGCUCCGCUAAAACCGAUGUCCAUCCCGAGGCUCGAGCUGCAAGCAUGCGUCCUUGGGGCGCAUCUUCUUAAAUUCGUGCAAGACAAUCAUCCGGUUGUGUUCUCCAAGAGAUUCCUUUGGACAGACUCUUCGACAGCAAGAUCUUGGAUACGGUCGGACCCGCGACGCUACAAACCCUUCGUAGCUCAUCGGGUAGGCGAGAUAUUGGAGAUCACGGAUGUCAGUGAAUGGCGGUGGGUACCGUCCAAACUUAACCCUGCAGAUGAAGCUACCAAGUGGGGCCGAGGACCUUAUUUCCACUCAGAUAGCCAAUGGUUUAACGGGCCGGAUUUCCUGCGACUUCCCGAGGAGAAAUGGCCGCAAAUGACUGGAACGGUGGAGGUGACAACCGAAGAUGCUAGACCUUCGGUGUUGUUUCAUUUCGCGAUGGAACCAGUGCUGGAUUUCGAACGAUUUUCGACCUGGAAGAGGAUGUUACGCACUACGGCUUACGUUCUACGUUUCUUCUUCAACAUCUCUAAACCGGAACAGAAGCGGUGCGGAUCCCUUACACAAGCUGAACUGCUCGACGCUGAACGGACGAUAAUGAAGCUGGUCCAACGAGAAAGCUAUCCAGACGAAACGGCGGUUCUUGAACAGGGAGAUUCUCAACAAAAAGGUCAUGGGUCCAUUGAUCGAAACAGCAAGCUGUACCAAUUAAUGCCCGCAGUAGAUGAAAAUGGUUUGCUGAGGCAACAAAGUCGUGUAGCUGCGGCAAAAGAAUUGGAAUUCGAUGCCCGGUUUCCAUUCAUCCUGCCACCAAAGCACCGAGCAGUGAGACUUCUGGUGGAAGAUUAUCAUCGUCGCUAUCGACAUGCGAACAACGAAACCGUCGUUAACGAACUGCGCCAGCGCUUUACCAUCUCGAGUCUACGUCAGCUUGUUAAGUCAGUGGUCUAUAAGUGUCAGCUGUGCAAGAUCCGCAAGGCACGUCCCAGCAAUCCACCGAUGGCGGCACUUCCUCCAGCCCGCCUAGCGAUGCAUUACCGUCCGUUCACCUACGUAGGCCUGGAUUAUUUUGGCCCGUUCCUGACGAAAGUUGGAAGAUCGAACGUGAAGAGAUGGAUCGCCCUCUUUACGUGUCUCACCGUUCGGGCUGUUCAUCUUGAAGUUGCCUAUAGUCUGUCAACGGCUUCCUGUAUCUCCUGCGUACGACGAUUCGUCGGUCGUCGAGGGUCGCCAAUGGAAAUUUUUAGCGACAACGGUACGAACUUCCAAGGUGCGGAACGUAUACUUCGUGAGCAGAUCGACAAAGAGUUGUCUGUGACAUUCACCAGCACAACGACGAAGUGGAGUUUCAUACCUCCCGGGGCUCCACACAUGGGGGGCGCUUGGGAAAGGUUGGUACGGUCUGUCAAGUCGGCUAUGAAGGAUGCAUACAUGGAGGGGAAAUUAAACGAUGAAGAACUUUUAACGCUGGUUGUAGAAGCGGAGAGAACGGUUAAUUCGAGGCCUCUGACAUACUUACCCCUUGACUCCGAGGAGUCAGAAGCUUUAACACCCAAUCACUUCCUUUUGGGAAAUUCUAGUGGAGCGAAGCAGACUGGUGUGGGGAUUAGCGAAUCCCAAAAUAAUUUGCGGGAAACCUGGGGUGGAAUUCAACGGCAACUGGACAAGUUCUGGCAGCGUUUUCUGAUCGAAUAUCUACCGGUCAUCCGUAGGCAACCAAAAUGGUUCGCCGAAACCAAACCUUUGCAGGUCGGCGAUCUAGUGCUGGUUGCAGACGGAGGAAAGCGCAACGAAUGGGCCCGAGGCAAAGUGACCCAGGUCUUCCAAGGCUGUGACGGCAAGAUUCGGCAAGCCUUAGUGCGAACGCAACAGGGAAUCUUCAGGCGGCCGACAUCAAAACUCGCCGUGCUCGACGUGGAUGCUCGUGCUGUCCCAGGAGACGGUGGGAAGCACCGGGGGGAGGAUGUUGACAACGGUACCGUCGAGCUGGCCACCCUGUCUCUACCGGUUCCACCGCUUGAACGAUAA
Messenger RNA from Toxorhynchites rutilus septentrionalis, 5745 nucleotides. RefSeq lists its product as uncharacterized. Gene Ontology annotation, biological process: DNA integration. The record is from RefSeq and is a predicted model, not a curated record. Bases 1 to 5745 code for a protein of 1914 amino acids. The transcript is spliced from 3 exons. NCBI's taxonomy places the organism in Eukaryota, Metazoa, Arthropoda, Insecta, Diptera, Culicidae. Gene Ontology annotation, molecular function: nucleic acid binding; zinc ion binding.